AUGGAAAAAUUUAUGAAAGAUGUGCUAGUAAUUCUUUUUGUGUUUUUGAGUGUGCAUGAAGUGUCUCUGGCAAGAACACAAAAGAGUGAGAAUAAGAUUACUUACAUUGUUCAUGUUGCGAAAUCCACAAUGCCAACAAGCUUCAGCCACCAUUCAAUCUGGUACAAAUCAAUUCUGAAGUCGGUAUCCCAGUCAGCUGAAGUACUCUAUACCUAUGAUAAGGCAAUGCAUGGAUUCUCAACAAGUUUGAGUGAUGAAGAACUUCAGUUACUAAAGAGACAACAUGGGAUUCUAAAGGUGACACCAGAUAAAAAGUACAAACUUCACACAACUCGAACACCGGAGUUUCUCGGGCUUGAUAAAAUUGCUAGUUUGUUCCCCACGACAAAAAAAAGUAAUGAUGUAAUUGUGGGACUCAUAGACUCAGGUGUAUGGCCUGAAAGCAAGAGCUUUGAUGAUACUGGAUUUGGGCCCAUCCCGCGCAACUGGAAAGGAGAAUGUGAAACCGGUACAAAUUUUACAACAUCUAAUUGUAAUAAGAAAUUGAUUGGUGCUAGAUUCUUUUCAAAGGGUUUCGAGGCAUUUUUGGGUCCAAUUAAUGAAACCAUUCUGUAUAGAUCACCUCGAGAUGAUCUAGGCCAUGGAACCCACACCGCUAGCACAGUUGCAGGAUCUGCGGUGGAAAAUGCAAGUCUUUUUGGCUAUGCUGAUGGAACUGCACGUGGGAUGGCAAUUGGUGCUAGAGUUGCUGUCUAUAAGGUUUGUUGGAAAAUUUUCUGUUCAAGUUCUGAUAUAUUGGCUGGGAUAGAUCAAGCCAUUGCUGACAACGUCAACAUUGUUUCGGUGUCGCUCGGAGGUUCAGCAGAUGAUUACUUUAAGAAUCACAUCGCAAUUGGAGCCUUUGCAGCAAUGGAACAUGGCAUUCUAGUCUCAUGCUCGGCAGGAAAUUCUGGCCCUACUCCUUUCAGAGUAGGUAAUGUGGCGCCAUGGAUUACCACUGUGGGAGCUGGAACAAUCGAUCGAGAUUUCCCUGCAUACAUCAGUUUAGGAAAUGGAAAAAAUUAUUCAGGUGCAUCCCUUUAUAAAGGCAAUGAUUUGCCCGAUACUCUUGUGCCAAUCAUAUAUGCAGGGAAUGCAAGCAACGGUGAAGGAAAAAGUGCUGAGAUAUGUGAUUCAGGUAGCUUGGCUCCGGAAAAAGUUGCAGGAAAGAUUGUGUUGUGUGACCGUGGAGUGUUGGCUCCGAUAUUCCAAGGAGAUACUGUGAAAUCUGCUGGUGGUUUGGGCAUGGUGUUAGCCAACAGUAAGAUAGAUGGAGAAAUACCACUAGCAUAUGCCCAUAUUUUGCCAGCAACUUCCGUUAGCUUCACAGAUGGCGAAGCUAUCAAGAAUUACUUGUUUUCUGAUCCAAACUCGACAGCUACAAUUGUGUUUCAGGGAACCAAGCUAAAGGUUGAUCCAUCUCCUGUUGUUGCAGAUUUCAGCUCACGAGGCCCGAAUUCAGUAACCCCUCUGAUAUUGAAACCUGAUAUUAUUGCUCCCGGUGUUAACAUUAUAGCAGCUUAUUCAAAAAGUGUGAGUCCUACAUUUUUGGCUUCCGAUCCUAGGCGCGUAGAUUUCAACAUUCUAUCAGGCACAUCCAUGGCGUGCCCACACGUAAGUGGACUAGCAGCUCUAAUCAAGUCCGUUCAUCCAGAUUGGAGCCCAGCCAUGAUUCGAUCCGCAUUGAUGACAACCGCUUAUACAACUUACAAAAACAAUCAAACAUUAUUAGACAGUGCAACCAACAAGCCAGCAACUCCAUUCGAGUUUGGUGCUGGACAUGUUAACCCUAUUUCCGCCCUAAAUCCCGGACUUGUCUAUGAUUUAACAACGGAUGACUAUUUGAGCUUCCUCUGUGCAUUGAACUACUCAUCUCUUAAUAUCGAAAUUGUAGCGAGGAGAAACUACACAUGCGAUCCAAAGAAACAAUACAGUGUAACAAACCUUAAUUACCCUUCCUUUGCCGUGGUCUUUAAGAGUGAGCAUGAUGAGAUUAAACACACCCGGACUCUUACUAAUGUGGGUGCCGCAGGAACAUACAAGGUAUCUGUUAAGUCAAAUGUUGCAUCUGUCAAGAUCUCAGUUGAACCAGAAGUGUUAAGUUUUAAGAAAAAUGAGAAAAAAUCAUACACAGUUACAUUUACUACAUCGCGUUCUGAACAAAAUAAUACUCGAAGUUUUGGAAGUUUAGAAUGGUCUCAUGAAAAAACUGUUGUUAGAAGUCCUAUAGGGUUUAGUUGGAAAUUUGAUUGA
This is a messenger RNA of Vicia faba (fava bean), 2292 nucleotides long. The record is from the annotation of a GenBank genome assembly. Lineage: Eukaryota; Viridiplantae; Streptophyta; Magnoliopsida; Fabales; Fabaceae.